Molecule: messenger RNA, 969 nt
Organism: Dovyalis caffra
Lineage: Eukaryota; Viridiplantae; Streptophyta; Magnoliopsida; Malpighiales; Salicaceae
Source: the annotation of a GenBank genome assembly
AUGGAGACGGCCAAAAUGAUCUCUUCAAACCGAGAAAGCAAGCCAAAAAAUGAUCUCCAAGAUUUGCUUGCAACCCUUCCCAGUGAGAAAGAUUGGGAUGGAGCUCCCCUUUAUUUCUACAAAGGGGUCUGGUAUCCUGUUUUUGCCAUUAGAGGAGCUCUUUCCUUUCAACAACAUUUCAUUGCACAAGAUACAGAUAUAAUACUAGCAAGCAUGCCAAAAUCAGGCACGACUUGGUUGAAAGCUCUCACGUUCUCUGUUGUAAACCGCAACAUUUACAGUCCAAAAGAGAGUCCCUUGCUUACUACCCCACCUCAUGAACUCGUGCGCUUCUGUGAGAUGGAUCUUUACUCAAAAAUCCAGCUCCCAGAUAUUGAAAAACUUCCUUCCCCAAGAAUUUUCAGUUCUCACUUCCAUUAUGAAACUUUGCCGCUGUCCAUUAGAGAUUCUAAUUGCAAGAUUGUUUAUAUAUGCAGGAACCCUUUGGAUCAACUUGUCUCAUAUUUUCAUUUUGCUCGCAAGUUCGAAAGAGAGAAUAUGGAGCCUUUAUCAUCAAUUGAUGAAGGUUUCGAUAACGUUUGUAGUGGUAUCCAGUGUUAUGGACCCUUUUGGGAUAGUGUGUUGGGGUAUUGGAAAGCAAGCAUAGAAAGGCCAGACAAGGUGCUGUUUUUGAAAUAUGAAGAUUUGAAAGAGGAUAUAUCCUCUAACUUGAAGAAACUGGGAGAGUUCUUGGGACUCCCUUUCUCUGAGAAAGAAGAGAAAGAAGGGGUGAUUGAAGAAAUAUCAAAGCUGUGCAGCUUUGAUAAUCUCAAGGAUUUGGAGGUGAAUAAAACUGGUGUCUUUGAAUGUGCUGGAGCUCCAAACAGUACUUUCUUUAGGAAAGCAAAGGUGGGAGAUUGGUGCAAUUAUCUAAGUCCUUCCAUGGCCGAACGUUUCGGAAAGAUAGUGGAAGAAAAGAUGGCUCGCUAA